CGCCUGCGCGGCUGGAAGAGCGAAGGGGGGGGGUGCCGCUGGCGCCUGCGCAGCAGGGAGUUGGGGCGGUUGCCUGCCUGUUGGUUGUUGUAGUAACCGGGGAAGCGUCGGGCGGAGGGAGCUGCGGCCGCCGGGGCUGAGUUGCCCGGAGCUCAGCCCCCUCCCCGGGAAGGCGAGGCUGUAGGUAGCUGCACUGGCUAGAUCCACUGAUUCUAUAUGAAAGGGUCUAAGAGACCACUGUGACUGGGCUGCAUGAAAACUCCCAUAGGAGAUGCCAGUUGGGAUGGCUCGGGACAUGGAGGAAACUGGCUCGUCAUCAGAGGAGGAAGAGGUGGAAGAAGGGCCAGAGGAUCACCCAUGCAUCAUGUGGACUGGUGGCUGCAGGAGGAUCCCCAUAUUGGUGUUUCAUGCAGAAGCCAUUCUGACCAAGGACAGUUACAUCCGCCUGAUUGGAGAGCGCUAUCGCUUGUCCUAUAAGAUUGUGAAAACAGACAGCCGUUUGGUGCGCAGCAUUCUGACUGCCCAUGGAUUCCACGAGGUACACCCCAACAGUAGUGAUUAUAACCUCAUGUGGACGGGCUCCCACCUGAAGCCCUACCUGCUGCGCACCCUCUCAGAUAUUCAGAAAGUCAACCACUUCCCCAGGUCAUAUGAACUGACUCGGAAAGACCGGUUGUACAAGAAUGUUAGUCGCAUGCAGUACACCCACGGGUUCAAGACAUUCCACAUCUUACCUCAGACCUUCAUCCUGCCAGCAGAGUACCAGGAGUUCUGCAGUUCUUAUUCAAAGGACAGGGGUCCCUGGAUAGUGAAACCUGUGGCCUCUUCCAGGGGGCGAGGUGUCUACCUGAUCAACAAUCCGAACCAGAUUUCCCUGGAAGAGAAUAUCCUGGUGUCCCGCUACAUCAACAACCCCCUGCUCAUAGAUGACUUCAAAUUCGAUGUGCGCCUGUAUGUACUGGUGACGUCCUAUGAUCCACUUGUUGUCUACCUCUACGAGGAAGGACUAGCCAGGUUCGCGACUGUGAGAUAUGACCAAGGAACUAAGAACAUUAAAAACCAGUUCAUGCAUCUGACCAACUACAGUGUCAACAAGAAGAGUGGAGACUAUGUCAGCUGUGAUGACCCUGAAGUGGAGGAUUAUGGGAACAAGUGGAGUAUGAGUGCGAUGCUGAGGUACCUGAAACAAGAAGGGAGAGACACAACGACACUGAUGGCCAAUGUGGAGGACCUGAUUAUUAAGACCAUUAUUUCUGCUGAGUUGGCCAUUGCCACAGCCUGUAAAACCUUUCUUCCACACCGUGGCAGCUGCUUUGAGCUGUAUGGUUUUGAUGUCCUUAUUGAUGCUACUCUCAAGCCCUGGCUACUGGAGGUGAACUUAUCCCCAUCCCUGGCCUGUGAUGCUCCUUUGGACUUGAAGAUCAAAGCUAGCAUGAUUUCGGACAUGUUUACCCUUGUAGGUUUUGUGUGCCAGGAUCCGGGCCAGCGGUCAAGCCGGGUAGCCCAUCACUCAUCUGAAUCUGCCAGAAGAAAUCCCUUUCAGAAGCCUCAGACUAUGUCUCUACAGCGUGCCCGCCCUCUGUCUGCCAGUGAUGCUGAGGUGAAAAACGUGGUGCCCUCAGGCAGGGAAAAGGUAGCCGGAAAGCAAAGUGGCUCCAUGCUGGGCCUGUCCAUGGAGGAGAUAAAAGUUCUGCGUCGAGUGAAGGAGGAGAAUGAGCGGAGGGGAGGUUUCAUCCGGAUAUUCCCAACGCCACUAACAUGGGAUCUUUAUGGAUCCUACUUAGAGCACAAGACAACAAUGAAUUAUAUGCUGGGCAUACGUCUCUUCCAGGACAGGGCCAGGAUGAGAAGAGGCCCAGUUUCUGGAAGAGCCCGAGCUGCUCUUAAUGGGGGAGUGGAUCUGGGGCUAGAAGCCAUGGAUUCUAAUGCUGAACUUCGUGCUGCAUUGUAUGAGAGGAAGCUCCUGUCGCUGGAGGUACGGAAGCGCAGACAAUGUCAUAGCAAGAUGAGAGCAGCACGGGCAAGACCACCAGGGACUUCCAAGCUAAAGAAAAUGCCUCUCAAGUCAGAUGCAGAGAGUGAGGAAGAAGAGGAGGCAUGUGAGGAUGAAGAAAUAGAGGUAACUCAAGAUGAAACUGCUGCCUCUCUUACGGACAUGCAGGUGAAAUGCAAGCCAAACCUGUCGGAGAUGAUGGAAGCUGUCCGCCGAGAGAACGUGCUGAAAGACCCUGAACAGAAAGCUGGAGGUGGAGGGGCAGAGCUGCUUCUCCAAGAAGUGGAUCCAGCGCCUCGUUUUAACUUGCUGCAGAUUCUGCAGGAGAAUGGGAAUCUAAGCAAAGUGCAGGCUCGCAGGGCUUUCUCUGCCUACCUGCAUCGUGUUCAGCUGCGUCUGAUGAAGGAGGCUGGGGACCAGAUCCGCAAUGCUGCCUGGGCUGCUAAGGAGGAUGAGCAAAUGGAGCUGGUGGUACGCUUUCUGAAACGAGCAGCCAGCAAUCUUCAGCAGUCUUUGAGGAUGCUACUCCCCAGUCGACGUCUGGCCCUGAAUGAUCGUAGGCGCAUCCUGGCUCACCAGCUGGGUGAAUUCAUAGUCUGUUAUAACAAGGAAACUGAGCAGAUGGUUCAGACAAGAUCAAAAAGGAAACAGGAAGAAGAGGAAGAGGAGGGUGUGAAUGCUGAAGGUUUUCAGGACUUUGUUACUAAGGCAAGUGAGAGUGACCUGGAGGAGGUGCUGACAUUUUACACACACAAGAAUAAGUCAGCAAGUGUCUUUCUGGGAACAAACCCCAGGACCACGAAGCCUAGCAGCAGCAUCAACCAGUCAGAAAGCAGGGCCCAAGGAGAUCUUCCUGAGAUGGUGGAACAAGUGAAAAGGAAUAAGCCCCAACAUUCGGUGGCAGACUCAAGUGGAGAAGGAGAACUGAGAGACAAGCCCAAAGAAGCCAGGCAAUCCCGGCCCCUGUCUUUCACAGAAGAUGAGGCAAAAUUACUCCAGUGCAACCACCCUCGUGCUUCCUCCUCUGUUCCUGGUGCCACGCUCCAGAGAAGCAUCAGUUCCCAGUUGUCAUCUCAUGCCACAGCCUCUAAAAACACACAGGUGCCUGGUCACCACUCCUCCCUGGCUUCUCUAGCUGGUCCCAAACUGACUCAGUCCCCACCCUCCCCACCUUCUUUCCAGAGCCAGAGUACAAUCCCUGACAACUGGUCUGUCUCCACAAACCCAGUGUCCCACCAGACGUCUAACCAUGCAGGGUUGCAUCGUUGUCGGUCUGGCAGCUACACCAUUGGGCCCUUCUCAUCAUUUCAAAGUGCUACUCAGAUCUACAGCCAAAGACUGUCCCGACCAUCCUCUGCUAAAGCAGGUUCGUGCCGUCGCAGUCCAAGUGGGCAGCGCGUGGGCUCAGCCAGGGUGCACAAGGAUGCAGAAAACAGCUCUUCCCAUAGCAGACGCUACAACCACAGUAUUGUAGCAGCAGAGCUGCAGCGGCUGGCGGAAAAGCAAGCAACCAGGCAAUAUUCCCCACCCAGCCACAUCAGCCUCCUUACACAGCAGUUAACAAACCUGAACCUGGCAAGCGGAGCUGUAAGCAGAGGGAGCACAGCCUCCCCUCUCAGCCACCGGUCAGCACUUAACACAGGAGGGUCAAUGUGGGCUGUUCAGCCAGCUACUUCCACAACUGACAGCAAGCCUACCUCCUCAGCAGUCAGGGCUCUAAAGAAUGACAGCUUCGCCUGGGAAGGAGAAUUAGAGAACUGUGUCCACAGCAAGGUGACGGGAAGCCAGCUGGCACAUCCCAAGUGUCAGCCAACUGCUGGCAGCUAUCAGCUCCAUUUUGCCGUGCAGCAACUCCAGCAGCAGAAGCAUCAGUCCCGACAGCUCUUGGAGCAGAGCCGAGCCCGGCACCAGGCUCUCUUUGCCAACCACCCGCCACCCAGCUCCACCAAUAUAUCCAUGCCAGCUGAUUCUGGUGCCCGCAAGACAUCAAGUGCCACUGCCAGCAUCCAGAAGGCAACUAGUUCACACAAAGUGAUGCCAUCCCAGAGUACAUCCUCUCACCUGGUCCCCAAGCCUCCAGCCAAUCAUAGGCAGGCAGUGGUCAGAAAAGUGGCAGCCCAGAGGAUUUCCAAGGUAACUUCUACAGAAGGGCAGCUGAAUGGAUUCCAGAACAGCCUUAGCAGCGCAGCAUCCUGUGAGCCAGGCACAAAAGCCACAGGUCCUUUGGAAGUUGCCCCCCAGCUUAUAUUCGCCAGAUCCAAAUCUUUUUCCAGCCGUUCCAGAUCCAGUGGCACAGUUGUAGGGCAGAGAAAGAGAAAGACAGUGCAGGCAGGGCCAGUUUAAGCUCCUGCUCGCAGUGAUGGAUUAACCCUGAGCACCAGGUGAGAAGCCCAGUGCACCGCUCCUGAGUGCUAGGCAAGGGAUGAAGCAGCAGUGACUGCGCAUCACACCACCAUCCCUUUAACACCCAGAUGAGGUUGACAGUGAGGCCCUGCUGCACAUUCCAAAGAACUCUCUGAGGAGAGGAGAGAAGUUACAUGUCUGUGGGAACUGGUGGUAAGGCUCCGAGCUGAGGGCCACCAUUCCCUCUCAGAGCUUCUGCCACUGAGCCCCCAGGAUUCCUUCUCCUCUCCCACACCACCUUCCACCCACCAGCCAUAGAGACACUCACAUAAGACAGAGGUCCUCUAGCUGUCUGCAUAGUGCUUCCCAAGGUCCAAGUUUGAAGAUGAAGCCUCAUCCACUCAGCCAUUUCAGCCCAUCCUAGUCCUGUAACAGACACAGUUCUCUUCCCUCUAUGAGCACUGCUCACACCAUAUGACAACCAAUGACAGAAGACAAACAGACCAUGUGACGAGAGACAUCCUCUUUGGCUGCCAUCUUGAAUUUUGGCAGGAAGCCAUGGAAAUACUCAGUUUGAAUAAAGUAAUUUCAUUUUGUU
Messenger RNA from Mauremys reevesii (Reeves's turtle), 4934 nucleotides. RefSeq names its product tubulin tyrosine ligase like 5 (gene TTLL5). The record is from RefSeq and is a predicted model, not a curated record. Gene Ontology annotation, biological process: microtubule cytoskeleton organization; protein polyglutamylation. Gene Ontology annotation, cellular component: cilium. Bases 272 to 4336 code for a protein of 1354 amino acids. Lineage: Eukaryota; Metazoa; Chordata; Testudines; Geoemydidae. The transcript has 34 exons. Gene Ontology annotation, molecular function: tubulin-glutamic acid ligase activity; tubulin binding.